This is a messenger RNA of Hypoxylon fragiforme, 1413 nucleotides long. RefSeq lists its product as uncharacterized. NCBI's taxonomy places the organism in Eukaryota, Fungi, Ascomycota, Sordariomycetes, Xylariales, Hypoxylaceae. The record is from RefSeq and is a predicted model, not a curated record. The transcript has 4 exons. Bases 1 to 1413 code for a protein of 470 amino acids.
AUGUCACCAAGAUACGAUGAAGCGCCUGAGUUAGCACCUAAUAACUUUCCAGAGGUUCAUCACCCGCCUGCUGUGCCAGAAGUUGCAGGGUAUGGACAACCAACACCAACACCGUCCGUAAAGCCAGAAGAGUCUACAAACCCGUCAACGAUACAGCCGAGUUAUGCUCCAUACGAAGGCUCAGCGCCUGCAUAUCAGCAAAUGGCAUAUCUCCCUCAACCGCCAUCUGAGAAGGGGACAGCACGAAAACGAAUCCUAGGGUGUUCGGUCUUGGUGUUUAUCUUAUCCCUCAUUAUUGCGAUCCUAUCCGCAGCCGUGAUAGGAUUAGCAGCGGGAACAGGAGUGGAGGCAAGUCGCGCCAACGAUGCCGAAGCGCGAUUGGCUGCGAUGAGUGCAACAGCAGUUUCCCCGGCGACUGUUACCGUGACCGCAUCAGCAACAGCAUCGGCUGAUAAAGGAUGCUCAACAAAUUCGGCUGGAGUAACAGGAACCACGUACUGGUCACAGUUCUACCAUAGACCUACAUAUAAGAUAUACUGCAACAGCGAUGCGCCAAACACCCCCCUCUCCUCGCUUUUCGUGGGCAACUUCGACGACUGCAUGGACGCCUGCGCUUCUUUUUCCUUCUACAUCCCUGCAGACUUCUCCAUCAACUCGACGGCUACAAACGCCACGUGCGCAGGAGUCAGUUUCGUCCCCGCGUGGACAAACCGUACCUUUGCCUACGAUGGGGACGCGCCGGGCAAUUGCUAUCUCAAGCCUGGACCGCAGAACGAGUCUGCGUUAAAUAACCCCAACAUAGGGGGCUCCGCAAAAUCCCCGACGAAGACCAGUUCUGGCUUCCAGACCUCAGUCGUGCCAUCGGGAGGCACCUGCCUGACUGGAUAUGUUACUUUGAAAAAAGCCAACGAAGGUCUCCAGCUCAAGGGCCAAGAUUCCUUUAUGUACACAGCUACGUCUCUUCGCGAUUGGGUUCAAGAUAUGCACCUUGGGUCAAAGAACCGUGAAAGCCCGUUCGAGGGAUCUGACGAAUACGAUGAAGAGUCGGAGGAUGAAGAACAGAACACCCUCACGACUGGCAAUAGCGGCCCCAAGGACAGCAAGAGAAGCAGAACCACGAAGCGCAAAAGAAGCGACACUGGUGGUAACAUACGAAAAGGAACUGCUCCAACCCACACUCCAGAGUGCCGGGCAUGCUACGGGCGUCACGAGCUUUCAGGUUGUUGGUACUUGUACAUUUUUGCUGACAAACGCCCAGCUAGGCGCUGGUAUAAUGAAAGUGUCGGACGACUGGUAGGCGAUCGAAUCAAGAACUCAAAGGCUCUGAAAGAGGAGAUUGAGGCUUUGAAGGACAGGAAAAUUAAAUGGCUAGGCACACGGUUGAAACUUUUAGCACGCAAGAAGUCUGCAUAA